This is a messenger RNA of Pestalotiopsis fici W106-1, 303 nucleotides long. RefSeq lists its product as uncharacterized. The record is from RefSeq and is a predicted model, not a curated record. The coding region runs from base 1 to 303 and encodes 100 amino acids. Lineage: Eukaryota; Fungi; Ascomycota; Sordariomycetes; Amphisphaeriales; Sporocadaceae. The transcript has a single exon.
AUGGCGGAGCAAAAGGCAUCGCUGAAACUGUCAGGGCGUUCUAAGCCUGACAUUCAAGCUUCAUCGCCUGGUUCCGAUCAGCCAAGUCUGCAGGAUUGGGCUGAAGUUGCCUUAAUAGCGAUUGGUUCGCCUAAGUCGGCCCCGUAUUCGCUGCGAUUGGAGCUCUGCAUGUUGUCUGAGAGCCCGAAGAGCGGUCUGCUGAGCCCAGUCGAGGACCGCGAAGAUAAGCAGGGCGAUGACGACCUUUCAUCUCACCUUGACUCCGCCUUAAAUCAAACAGCCAGUCGUCAGGCGCUGGAUUAA